AUGAAGCAGCUGCACCCUUUUCUGAAGAAGAUCCAAUUUCAUAAUCCUGCUGGAGACAAAGUGAUUUUGAAUGAGAAAGAGAAAUUAGAUACAGACUAUGACAUUGUGAACAAUUGGAAUUUUCCAGAAGGCCUUGAAUUUAAGGUGAAAGUAGGACUAUUUUCUCCAUAUGCUCCACAGGGUCAUCAACUGUCAAUAUCUGAAGAUAUGAUAGAGUGGACCAUAGGAACUACUGAGAACUACCAGUUUGUUCUGGCCUUGGCUUUUGCCAUUGAAGAAAUCAACAAGAACCCCAAUCUUUUACAUAACAUAACUCUGGGAUUUGAUAUCUAUAAUGUGGAUUUCAAAGCUUGGUCAACACUUGAGAAUCCCUUUGUCUGGCUUUCUGGACAGUACAAGAUCCCUAAUUACACCUGCAUGAGAGAAAGUAAUUCUGUAGCAGUACUCACAGGAAUAUCAGCAAUAACAUCAGCCCAGAUUGGGACAUUGCUGGAAAUCUACAGGUUUCCACAGCUGCACCCUUUUCUGAAGAAGAUCCAAUUUCAUAAUCCUGCUGGAGACAAAGUGAUUUUGAAUGAGAAAGAGAAAUUAGAUACAGACUAUGACAUUGUGAACAAUUGGAAUUUUCCAGAAGGCCUUGAAUUUAAGGUGAAAGUAGGACUAUUUUCUCCAUAUGCUCCACAGGGUCAUCAACUGUCAAUAUCUGAAGAUAUGAUAGAGUGGACCAUAGGAACUACUGAGACUCCUCACUCAGUUUGCAGUGAGAGUUGUGGUUCUGGAUUUAGGAAAUUCUCUCAGGAGGAAAAGGCUGCCUGUUGCUUUGACUGUAUCCCUUGCCCAGAAAAUGAGAUUUCUAAUGGGACAGAUAUGGAGCAAUGUGUGAAGUGUCCAGAUCAUCUAUAUGCCAAUUCACAGAGAAACCAGUGUGUCCAUAGGGCUGAAAGUUUCCUGGCUCAUGGAGAACCCUUGGGCCUAGUCCUGGCCUGCAUGGCCCUCUGCUUGUCCACUCUCACUGCUGUUAUUCUUGGGGUUUUUGUGAGGUACCAAGACACUCCCAUUGUCAAGGCCAAUAACCGGGCUCUCAGCUACAUCCUGCUCAUCUCCCUCAUUUUUUGUUUCUUUUGUUCUUUUCUCUUUAUUGGUCGUCCAAACAUGGUCACCUGCAUCCUGCAGCAGAUCGCAUUUGCAGUUGUGUUCACUGUGGCUGUUUCUACAGUGUUGGCUAAAACGGUGAUUGUGGUUCUUGCCUUCAAGGCCACUUCUCCAGGGAGAAUGAUGAAGUGGCUGCUGGUAUCUGGGGCUCCUAAGUUCAUCAUCCCCAUCUGUACUUUGAUCCAAGUGAGUCUCUGUGGACUCUGGCUGGGAACCUCUCCUCCUUUUAUUGACACAGAUGCAUACUCUGAACAUGGCCAUGUUAUCAUCCUGUGCAACAAGGGCUCUUUCACUGCCUUCUACUGUGUCCUGGGCUACCUGGGAACCCUGGCCAUGGCCAGCUUCACUGUGGCUUUUCUGUCCAGGAACCUGCCUGACACCUUCAAUGAAGCCAAGUUCCUGACCUUCAGCAUGAUGGUGUUCUGCAGUGUCUGGAUCACCUUCCUGCCUGUCUACCACAGUGCCAAAGGGAAGGUCAUGGUAGCUGUAGAGGUCUUCUCCAUCUUGGCCUCCAGUGCAGGACUCUUGUGCUGCAUCUUUGUCCCCAAGUGCUACAUCAUCUUGUUGAAAACCAAUAGAAAUUCUCUGCAUGGCUUCAAGGAGAAAACACAUUUUUGGAAAGAUAAGAUUACUUUUGGACCUUUAGAUCCUGUGCUGAGUGAACAAAACAAGUUUCCUUCUCUCUAUCAGAUGGCCCCAAAGGACACAUCACUAGCCAUUGCCAUGGUCUCCUUGAUCCUUUCUUUCAGCUGGAACUGGGUGGGGCUGUUGAUCUCACUAGAUGAAAGAGGUUUGUGGAUAAUUCCAGAAUUGAGGGAAGAGAUGGCCAAGAACAGAGUCUGUGUAGCCUUUGAGCAUGUGAUUCCAAGCACUAUCCUGACACAAGUAUUAAACAUAAUGACAAUCCAUCACAAGAUUAGUAAAUCAUCAGCAAAUGUGUUUAUCAUUUAUGGUGAUAAUGAAUACCUACUAGACUUAAUGACUUAUUUUGGGAAGAUUUUAAUGUCAGACAAAGUUUGGCUUAUGACUUCACAGAGUGAUUUUUCCACCAGUAGAAGAUACUUCAUUUUAGGCUCAUUGCAUGUCCCUCUCAUGUUCUCACACCACCAUUCAGACAUUUCUUGGUUUAAGAACUAUGUCAGGGAAGUUAAUCCUUCCAAAUACCCAGAAGACUUUUACCUUGCUAGUCUGUGGGUUCUCUCUUUUAAUUGCUCCCAUUCUGAGUCUGACUGUGGAACAUGGGAGAACUGUCCCCAGGAUGCCUCUUUGGAGUGGCUGCCUGGACACAUUUUUGACAUGGCCAUGUCUGAAGAGAGUUACAAUAUAUACAAUGCUGUGUAUGCUGUGGCCCAUGCCCUUCACAAGAUGCUUCUUCAUCAAACAGAGAUGCCACUGAAGGGAAAUGGGGAAGGGAUGGUGCCUUCCCCUGCACAGGUAUGGAGGCUACAGCUGCUGCCACUGCAGCCGCAGCUGCUG
Molecule: messenger RNA, 2628 nt
Organism: Dipodomys ordii (Ord's kangaroo rat)
Lineage: Eukaryota; Metazoa; Chordata; Mammalia; Rodentia; Heteromyidae
Product: vomeronasal type-2 receptor 116-like
Exons: 8
Biological process (GO): G protein-coupled receptor signaling pathway
Cellular component (GO): membrane
Molecular function (GO): G protein-coupled receptor activity
Source: RefSeq, a predicted model, not a curated record